Messenger RNA from Oncorhynchus masou masou (cherry salmon), 1643 nucleotides. RefSeq names its product PALM2 and AKAP2 fusion (gene palm2akap2). The record is from RefSeq and is a predicted model, not a curated record. The transcript is spliced from 8 exons. Bases 228 to 1643 code for a protein of 471 amino acids. Gene Ontology annotation, biological process: regulation of cell shape. Gene Ontology annotation, cellular component: membrane. Lineage: Eukaryota; Metazoa; Chordata; Actinopteri; Salmoniformes; Salmonidae.
AAGCAGGAAGAGAAGAGUUAGAGGAGAGAGAGAGAGAGAGACGGAGGAGGAGAGGAGCAGGAAGAGAAGAGUUAGAGGAGAGUGAGACAGAGCCGGAGGAGGAGAGAAGCAGGAAGAGGGGAGUGAGAGAGAGAGAGAGAGAGAGAGAGAGAGAGAGAGAGAGAGAGGGGGGGAGAAAGCCAGAGGAGGAGAGAAACAAGAAGAGAAGAGCAGAGAGAGAGAGAGCCAUGAUAGGCACACCUCUGCAGAGGAAAGCCCCAGCAUCAUCAGAGAUGGCUGAGGCUGAACUUCACAAGGAGAGGCUCCAAGCCCUCGCGGAGAAAAGGAAAAGACAGUCAGAGAUCGAAGACAAGAGGAGACAGCUGGACGAUCUGGUGCUGCAGCUACAACAUCUCAAGUCUAAAGCCAUGAGAGAGCGUUGGCUCCUACAAGGCACGUCCCCUGGAACUAACGACGAAGACGAUGGCCGAAGAAGACAGCUGGAGAAGGACGAAGAGCAGGGGAAGAGACUGGAGGACACUAUUCACAGGUUGGAGUCAGAGAUUGGUCUGUUGGAGAGCGAGGAGUGUCAGAUCUCAGCUAAAGAACAGAUGCUCAGAGAGAGACUGAAGAAGACUGAGCGGUCCAUAGAAGACCUACAGAAAAGUCUUCAGAAUGAACAUGAUGCUGUGAGUAACGCCUGUCCCCAGCUCCGCAACCAGCUCCCCGACCAGCUCCCCAACAAGCCGGACAUCAGAGACUCCUCCACCACCUCUCCUCACCAGGCCCCAGCCUCAGCAGCACCUGCCUCUGGUGAGCACCCGAGGAAACCUGCGAUGUACGCCAUGGAGAUCAACGUGGAGAAGGACAGGAAGACAGGCGACACCAGGAUCCUCUCAGCAUCUUCCGUCAGCCCUGACGAGGUGCCCCAGCGUGGGGUCAAGGUCUUCGACGACGGCCGGAAGGUUGUCUAUGAGGUCCGUUCGGGCGGGUCCACCACCCUGGAGAAUGGGGUUCACCCCUGGAGCUCCCAACAGGUGGACGAGCUGAUGCAACGUGUCGGGGUACCCGCCGGUCAGGCCGACGGGGGUAAGGCUAAGGUUACUAUCACCCCUGUUGGUACUGGUGACACCAAAACCUCCCCCAGCUCCACUGACCGCACAGAUGAGCUCCCUACCACCUACAUCACCCCCCCAGCCAUCCGUAGCCCUACCACCAUGGCCCACAAGGUUCCCCAAGCUCCAGGCGCCCCUAUCACAACCCAGCCUCCACCCCGUCGGGAGGUAACCUACGAGGGAGAGGUGCUGGAGGCUCCCCAGGCAACGGUGGAGAAGCCAGUCACUAUGAUCUUCAUGGGCUACCAUAACGUAGACAACCAAGAUGAAACCAAGAGGCUGCUGGGAUUCGACGGCACCAUCAAGGCUGAGAUCGUCCUGAUCGAUGACGACGAUGAGAAGUCGUUACGGGAGAAAACAGUCACCGACGGCUACUCCGUAAUCGACGGCAACGCCGCUGACCUGGUGUCCGGCGCCCGGCCGCUCAGCGACACCACCGAACUGUCGUCGGAGGGGAAGGACGAGAGCUCUGCCACGGCCACCAAGGAACUCCCCUCCCCAGCAGGUAUAGAGAAGAAAAAGCGCUGCCAUUGCUGUACUAUCAUGUGA